Pseudogymnoascus destructans is the source of this 2857-nucleotide messenger RNA. RefSeq lists its product as uncharacterized. The transcript is spliced from 3 exons. The record is from RefSeq and is a predicted model, not a curated record. Gene Ontology annotation, molecular function: protein binding. The coding region runs from base 325 to 2355 and encodes 676 amino acids. NCBI's taxonomy places the organism in Eukaryota, Fungi, Ascomycota, Leotiomycetes, Thelebolales, Thelebolaceae.
AACUCCACUGGACGCAACUCACUGGACGAACUCACUGGACGCAACUCACUGGACGAACUCACUGGACGAACUCACUGGACGAACUCACUGGACGAACUCACUGGACGGACUUUGCACUCUCUCACUGGACGCACUCACUGGACGGACUCUGCACUCUCUCACUGGACGCACUCACUGGACGGACUCUGCACUCUCCCGCUGAACCCGUCGAUUCUACCGUCUUCCUUCUCUACGAGAACCAAGCACAGCCCAGACAAACCUGCUGCUAGAGCCUAACCCCUUGCCUUAUCUUGCCUCACCCGAAAUCUUUCAUUGAUCCUCUCAAUGAACUUCUUCCCCAAGUUAUCCAAAAAAUCAAAGAAGACCACCCCACCACCAGACGACGACAACACCCACGACCGCACUCCUCGCAACAACAGUAGUCCUCGCCAGAGUCCUUCUCCAAAGAAGUCCUCUAGCUCAUCCUCGAGAUCCAAUCGUCGUGAUUCGAGGGACGAACGCCGACACAGUCACACAACUUCCCACAACAGCGGCUCACGAGGCCCCACCCCAGUCUCGAGAGCCCAUACCUUCGACGCAAAUACACAUCCGCUGAACCUUCCGCCAGACCUGCGACGACUGUCCGCAUUGUCCAACAUGGCCGAACAAAUGCGUUCAGACCCGAUGGAGGUCGACACUGACGUGCACGCACAGCCGUCGUCACCCGCAGAAAAAAUCCCCGCAGCCUUCAAUUCUACUACACCGAAUGGCGCGAACGGCACAACGAACAAGGACAGCAUGGACGUGGAUAGCGGGGCGCCCACGCCUCCACCGCAUAAGAGCCCUCCUACGAGCCCGGUUGCGGCUGCUCCUCCCACGCCAGAGGAGGCGGAAGCUUUCAAGAAUGCUGGAAACAAGCAUUAUAAGGCGAAGGAGUACGGGAAGGCAAUUGAGGAGUAUACCAAAGCCGUCGAGGCAAUGCCGUCAUCCGCAACAUACCUGAACAACCGUGCCGCAGCCUACAUCUCCAAUGCAAACUACGACAAGGCCCUCGAAGACGCCCUACGUGCCAACGAGCUCGAGCCGAACAGCCCUAAAAUCCUACUGAGGUUGGCACGCAUUUACACAAACCUGGGCAGGCCGGAGGAGGCAUUAAGCACAUACGACCAGAUCCAGCCCCCUCCAUCAGCAAAGGAUGUAGCACCAGCCAAGGCAAUGAAGCAGCACAUCUCAGUAGCAGAAGAUGCGCUGAAGCACGGCACAACCGGCUCGAUGGCCUUGCACGCCCUCGACCAGGCAGAGAAGUUCCUCGGUGUCGGUGCACAGAAGCCCAGAAAAUGGCAGCUGAUGCGCGGAGAGGCGUACCUCAAGAUGGGCAAUGUGAACGCCCUCGGAGACGCCCAGAACGUUGCCAUGUCGCUGCUGAGGAGCAACAAAUCCGACCCCGAGGCAUUAGUGCUGCGAGGAAGGGCCCUGUACGCACAAGGCGACAACGAGAAGGCCAUCCAGCACUUCCGCCAAGCACUGAACUGCGACCCCGACUACCGCGACGCCGUCAAGUACCUGCGCAUAGUGCAGAAGCUGGACCGCAUGAAGUCGGACGGAAACGCAGACUACAAGCUCGGGCACUGGCAGACGGCGCUGGACAAGUACACCGAGGCGCUAGAGGUGGACCCGCUCAACAAGGGCACCAACUCCAAGCUCCUCCAGAACCGCGCGCUGUGCCGCAUCAAGCUGACGGACUACGAGGGCGCCAUCGCCGACUGCGAGUCCGCGCUGCGCCUCGACUCCUCCUACACCAAGGCGCGCAAGACGAAGGCCAUCGCGCUCGGCCAAUCGGGCAACUGGGAAGAAGCCGUCCGGGAGCUGAAAGUGCUCGCGGAAUCUGACCCUUCCGACACCACCCUGCCCAAGGAGGUCCGGAAGGCGGAACUGGAGCUCAAGAAGAGCAGGCGCAAGGAUUACUACAAGAUCCUUGGAAUCGAGAAGGAGGCCAAUGAGACGGAGAUCAAGAAGGCGUACCGCAAACUCGCUAUCGUGCAUCACCCUGACAAGAACCCCGAUGAUAAGGACGCAGAGGACCGCUUUAAGGAUAUCGGCGAGGCGUACGAGACGCUCAGCGAUCCGCAAAAGCGCGCUAAGUACGAUAGCGGCGAGGACCUCAUGGAUCCCGCUGAUAUGUUUGGCGGCGGCGGAUUCGGGGGUGGAGGUUUCGGUGGCGGCGGCGGAAUGGGAGGGAUCGAUCCAGAGAUCUUGUUCCAGAUGAUGAAUGGUGGUGGUGGUGGCGGAUUCGGCGGCGGUGGAAGGGGUGGUGGGUUCCCUGGCGGUGGGUUCUCAGGGGGUGGAGGUGGUGGGCAGCACUUCCAUUUCGGAUAGCCACCAACUACUACUACUCCAACAACACCGUCGAGUUCGGAGGAUGAGAGCACCGGCGGCGGCGGUGGCGGCGGCGGUGUAGGCGAUAGAGCGGGAAAACGGACGCGCUCACACUGGGAAGCGCCGGAGAGGGACCAGAUGGACGGCACGUGGCGCGAUAAUCGCAUAAAGCGCUUCCGCCAGUUCGGCUUCGUGCUCCUGGGCGUGCUGGCGUUCUUACCGCUCGAAGUCGUGCUGGGGCUCGCGGGGCUGGCGGCGGCUGCGUUGGCGGUGUCGAGGGAUUUGAGGAUGUGGAUUGUACGUUGAUGGUGUGGGCGUGUUUCUGCUCGGAUUUUGGGAUUUUUAAAGGGCGGGAUGGGCUACCUACCAUUUUGGCUUUUGUUUACUACAACUGGUUGGGAGGGGAGAAGUACAGUGUGUUUGGGAAGGAUGGGGAGCAAGCAUACGGAUACACAUACAUGCAUCAUGGGUUGCAUUGCAUUAUAGAGAUUUCUAAGGAACU